CCUCACACCUCCACACCUCCACACCCUUCCGCCGGCACCGCCAUGACCGCUGCGCCCUCGACGCCUGCUUCGACGCGCACCACCGUCCUCUUCCACGAUGCAGAACCGCACCAAAGUCCGCCGGCGAGUGCUCGCCUGCGCCCGCUGCCGCAAACGCAAGCUCUCGUGUGAUGGCAAGGUGCCCGCCUGCACGCGCUGUGUUGACGCAGGCGUCGCCUGUGUGGGCUUCGACUCAUCGACGCAGAGGGAAGCGCCCCGCAGCAUCGCGGAUUAUCUCGAAAUGCACAUUGCCAGCCUCGAGGACCCCAGGAGUCCGACAGCGCUCCGGCGCGCAGGCCCCCCAGGCGUUGCCUUCCCUUCUCCGGCCGCCUCUCAUGAGUCUGAAGGCCACUCAGGCCAGUGGGGCGCGGAAAAGUGCACCUACGCCGACAGCCUCGUCAACCAGGUCAUGGAGGACAUCACUCCUUCCUUCCUUGGCAUCUCCAAAACGAGGCCCAUUCUGAGCUGCGUCGUUAAAGGGACCCAGCUUCCCUCUAAGAAGGGCCCUGUGGGAGCUACCGAUCUGGAUGCGAGCCACCCGAGGUCCAUCAUCAAUCCGCAGCCCGCCACGAAUUAUUUAGACAGCAUCGAUCACAAAACCGCGAACGGCCUCUUCCACAACUACCUGGACCGCGUCAUUACGCAAUAUCCCAUCUACCAUAGGAAUCACGUCACUGCUGCUUUCAACUCGAUAUACCACCCUGCCAUCAAUCCCGGUCAGGAUUCUCCGCGAAAUCGCUACAUUGUGAGCAUUAUCAUGGCCAUCUCGCUCUCCACAGCCGCAAGGACUAAGCAAAAGAAGGCGAACAACGCCGCCCACAAUCUCGUUCGACAAGCGAUGCAGUGGAUUCCAGAUGUUGCGACGAACGAUAUUAGCGGACUCCAGGCAAUUCUACUGCUAACCCAGUACAUAUUCCUUAAUCCGACCAUGGCCGAUCUCUGGCUCUUGACUGGCCUUAUAAGCCAGGCUGUCAUUGACCUUGGCCUCCAUCAGGAGCUACCCAACGACGCGAGGAUUUCAGCAUACGAGCGCGACAUGAGGCGGAGACUGUUCUGGUGCGCCUGGGAAAUGGAGGUUGGAGUCUGUUGUAUUUUUACACGGCCCAUCAACCUGGCGAUUCGGAACAUCGAAGUCGCCUUCCCGGUAGAGGUCGACGAUACAGCCAUCACACAAACCGGCAUAGAUCUUAACGGGCGCGUUUCGAAAUUUACAUCGAGACGGAUAUGUCAGUUUCGGCUAAUCGAAGCGGAGAUCUUUUCGGUGCUCUUUCACGGCGAGCCUAUCCCCAAAGAAUGCGCUUCGAUGGAGCAGUGGAUGCAGCGGUGUGAAGCCGCUAUCCUUGCAUGGCGCGCCGAACUAUAUGGAUCUGCGCACGCCAACAAAGACCCCGGUUUUGACGCACGAUGGAAAGAAAUGACGCUGUACUCUGAUAUUGCGGUGCCAUACAUCUUCGUCAACCUUUACCGCCCCUCGCGGCGUAAUCCUUCGCCAACCACCAAUCAGCUGCUGACAGUUUUCAGCAAUGCUGUCAAGGUGGCAGAUGGGUACUGGCAGCAGUCCAACGCCGACUUUGGGAGGAUCAAAUACGUGUUUCACCCUUGUCACCACGUGUUCAACUGUGCCGUCAACUUCCUUCAGGCCCUGCAACGCUGCAAGCAAGAGAUAUCGGAGAGGCACACAUGGUGCGACGUCGAGGAGUGGAUGAGCACCUUCUCCAAGUGCUUCUUGACCAUUGCCGAGCGAUGGACAGCUGCGACGCGCUGUUUGGAAGAAUAUGAGCGUCUGCUGGCGCCUAUCAAGAAAGAGUACGCGGAUUUCCUGGCGCAAAAAGCAAGCAACUUCGUACCACAUCCACAACCCCCUGCGCCUAUGGGAGACGUAGUGGGCGGCCUCUACGGCUGCGCAGCCGCCGACUUCGACGCAUUGAAUUUCUUGACCGCUCUCAACCCAACCACGACCGCCGACGCAACCGAAUCGCUCGGGGCAUAUGCAUACAACCCACCACAUGAUUGGAACACAGAGUUCAGCUUGAACUUCAUGGAACCCAUCUCCGAGAUGGAUCAGAAGUUUGUUCCGACGGCACAGCUUUGAAGCGCGUCGCCUCUUUCGUAUCUCAUUUAUCAUGUCUUCCCAAUAACACAAUAUGGGCGUCAGCUGGGCGGCUCCACCUUGGGCUCUUGGGCGGUAUAUCGGUGUUCUGCGGAUGCAAGGCUUUGGCGGGGUUGCAUUCCCAAGUUGGCAUGCCCAGCACAGCUUUCUGGUUCGAUUGCAGGUAAAUGACGACACACGAUACCAAUUAUUAGGCGACGCGGUCAGUCCGUUUUCCACCCCAACAUUCUUCACAUCUGCUUGUGGA
This is a messenger RNA of Trematosphaeria pertusa, 2396 nucleotides long. RefSeq lists its product as uncharacterized. NCBI's taxonomy places the organism in Eukaryota, Fungi, Ascomycota, Dothideomycetes, Pleosporales, Trematosphaeriaceae. Gene Ontology annotation, biological process: positive regulation of transcription by RNA polymerase II; DNA-templated transcription. The record is from RefSeq and is a predicted model, not a curated record. Gene Ontology annotation, molecular function: DNA-binding transcription factor activity, RNA polymerase II-specific; sequence-specific DNA binding; zinc ion binding. The coding region runs from base 98 to 2131 and encodes 677 amino acids. The transcript has 2 exons.